Molecule: messenger RNA, 624 nt
Organism: Meloidogyne enterolobii
Lineage: Eukaryota; Metazoa; Nematoda; Chromadorea; Rhabditida; Meloidogynidae
Source: the annotation of a GenBank genome assembly
AUGACUUCAAAUAUGGAAAUUUGUACCCCUUCCACAAGUUCAGCUGCUAACGAAAAACAAAAUGAACAACAACAUGCUUUCCCUACAAAUUUUAAUUAUUUAGCUGUCGGAAGGGAAGAAGAAAAACUUAAAUGGUUAGUGUUACAACAUGUAAAGCCUAGUACUUUCAAAACAAUUUUUGAACCUAUGAUGAGUAAUAAAAAGCCGAAUAGAAGAGAUGAAUUGACUUGUGUUCAAGCUUGUAUGUUACUUAAAUCUAUACAAGAAUUCCCGGAUAAAUUAGAACCUGCUUGUUAUGGUUUAAUAAAUUUACUCAACACUGAAACAAUGUAUUUGUAUUCUUUGGACAAGAUAAUUACAAAAAUAAUUACAACUGCUGUAGAGGAAAAAAUAAUUAGUUUAUUACUUGCGUGCCAAUUAUUAGUUACCUCCAUUGAUUUUCGAAUGGAACGAAGACUAAAUCCAGAAAAAAUAAAAUUUGUUCGUAAAAGUAUUGAGCAAAUGGAUUACAAAAAUUUGAGAGAUUUGGUGAAACUUUUACUGGUUGAAAAAUUGGAUAAGAUGGAUUAUCUAUUAGAUGAAUAUCAGCAUCAACAAUUGGAACCUAUUGAAGAGGUUUUUUAA